This is a messenger RNA of Solanum stenotomum, 1423 nucleotides long. Its product is annotated as nudix hydrolase 2-like. The transcript is spliced from 10 exons. Gene Ontology annotation, molecular function: NAD binding; ADP-ribose diphosphatase activity; NADH pyrophosphatase activity. The coding region runs from base 180 to 1220 and encodes 346 amino acids. The record is from RefSeq and is a predicted model, not a curated record. NCBI's taxonomy places the organism in Eukaryota, Viridiplantae, Streptophyta, Magnoliopsida, Solanales, Solanaceae.
GAUUAUGUCUUGACUCCCUCUUCCAAUCUCAGCCUUUCUCUCUCCCUGUCUCCACGUUUACGCAUUUUUUACUGAAUUGGAGAUCCAUCCUCAUUCUUCCAUUAUUAUUCAUUUUUAAUUACUAAAGUAUAAUUUAUAUGUAUAUUUUUUUUCCCAAUAGUAAUCUGUAUAAACUUUAGAUGAUAAUCAAAUUUAUAUGUCGCACUCCUUUUCUUUCACCAAGAACUUCAUUUUUUAGCUCAAAACGUCACUUCUUGUCUUGCCGUCCAGUGAAACUCAGUUUCUGCCAAAAUCAAGGCAAAUUGACCAAGAUUAGGUGUGGAAUUAAUCUAAAUACAAGGUCAUCAAUGAGUUGCUCUGCAACUCCGGCAAUGGCAAAGGAGAAAGAAAUGGUACAAGUGGAUAGAAUAUUAGCUGCAAAAGAGGAUGACUAUGGUGGGGUGACGGUUGAAAUGACUAAUGAGCCAUUGGACCCUUCUGUCUUUGCGUCUUUGCUUAGAGCUUCACUUUCUCAUUGGAGACAACAGGGUAAAAAAGGUGUUUGGAUCAAAUUGCCUAUUGAACUUGUAAUGCUUGUUGAACCUGCUGUCAAGGAAGGAUUUAUUUACCACCACGCAGAACCAAAAUACUUGAUGCUUGUGAGUUGGCUGCCUGAAACUGCGAACACUAUUCCAGCAAAUGCUACACAUAGAGUGGGUAUUGGUGCUUUCGUCGUGAAUGAAAGGAAUGAGGUGCUAGUUGUCCAAGAAAAGAGUGGACGAUUCCGUGGAACCGGUGUGUGGAAGUUUCCUACCGGAGUUGUUGAUGAGGGUGAAGAUAUAUCUGAUGCCGCUGUCAGAGAAGUGAAAGAAGAGACAGGGGUUAAUGCGAAGUUUGUAGAAUUACUGGCAUUCAGGCAAAGUCACAGGUCAUUCUUUGACAAAUCAGAUCUAUUUUUCGUCUGCAUGUUGCAACCUCUUUCCCAUGAUAUCCAGAUGCAAGAGAGAGAAAUAGAGGCAGCCCAGUGGAUGCCAUUUGAACACUAUGCAGCUCAGCCAUUUGUCCAAGGACAUGAUCUUCUCAGAUACAUCUCUGACAUAUGCUCGGCGAAGAUGGAGGGUAGGUAUACGGGCUUCUCACCAGUUCCUACAGUAACCGGUUUUUCUGCAAAGAAAACCUACUUGUACAUGAACGGCAAUGUCAGAACAACUGGUCAGCAACGACCCCUAAUAUAUGGAUAGAAAGUUCGAGUCACUGUGACUUCAAUGAAGUUUAUAAAGGUGCAAUUCUUUUUUGGAAUAAACAUUAGAUCAAAAGUGUUUUGUGAUGGAAAAUUGGCUUUCAGGUUUACAUUUUUGUAUGUGAUACGUGAUGCUUCAAGUGUACACCAAGAAUUAUUUGUGUAUUCAAGUUUCUUUGAUUGACCUUUGUAACUAUCUUCUAC